Messenger RNA from Paramisgurnus dabryanus, 3073 nucleotides. RefSeq lists its product as uncharacterized. Gene Ontology annotation, biological process: negative regulation of T cell proliferation; cell surface receptor signaling pathway; positive regulation of T cell proliferation. Lineage: Eukaryota; Metazoa; Chordata; Actinopteri; Cypriniformes; Cobitidae. Gene Ontology annotation, cellular component: external side of plasma membrane. The record is from RefSeq and is a predicted model, not a curated record.
UUUUAAUGCUGUGGGGAAAGAGUUAAGGUAGCUUAUUUUUAUUAAAAUAUAGGGACUGCGAGAAAAUAGUAAAUAUAAAGAGUGAUGCUGGUGUGAUGCAGGCGGCAGGGACAGCAUGAUUAUUUCAACCCAGUGAUAUGAUAACACACCUGCCCUUGCAGCCAAAACAGCAGCCCAGCCCACUGGGAGUUCUCUCAGUGCUUCAGAUUAGCCAAUCAGGGCCUGUCUUUACAUGUUUGACGCAACUACCUCCUACAAAAAGUUAAAAGUGAAAGACAAUUUAAACUGAAAGUAUAGCUCGUAUGCCGUUAUUUCAUUAACAUGGUCCCCUGUCAGCACUGAAAUAUUUUUAUAAUAAUUUAGAGUAAACAUGUAUAUUUAAAUAUGUACCUGCCUUACUUCUUUUUAAUUUCAACAUUGAUGAUGAUCGUUGAUGGUGGGUUUACACUGACGGGUUCCUCAGGUCCUCUGGUUGUUCCUUUGGGAGGUUCAGUGGUUCUUCCCUGUUCUGUUGAGACACCCUUACCACUGGAGGAUCUGGAAAUAGAUUGGAAAAGAUCUGAUAAAGAGACUCUGAUUCAUCUGUAUCAAGAUGGAGAUAUUAGACCAGAGGCUCAACAUCAGGAUUAUCAUGAUAGAGCUCAUUUCUUCCCUGAAGACAUUAAACAUGGAAACUUCUCACUCCUGUUGAACAAUCUGACAGCUGAAGAUGAGGGACAAUACACGUGUAAAGUUUACUCUGGAAAAGAGGCUGAGGAAACUGUGGUUGAAGUUCAAAGUGGUGAACGUUUGACCGUGUCAGGAUCAAACCACUCAAUAUCUGCAUAUGAGGGUGAAGACGUCACUCUGAACUGCUCUGUGAACUCUCACAUCAAACCCAAAGAGGUUGAAGAGGUUUCGUGGAAGAAAAGAGAUAAAGAUGAAGAAAUCCUGGUUCUUCUGUACCAAGACAACAAGACUUUACCAGAGGCAUCAGAUGAUCGAUACAGAGACAGAGUUGAGUUCUUCACUGAUGAAAUCCACAGAGGAAACUUCUCUCUCAGACUGAAGAGAGUCAGAACUGAAGAUAAAGGACUUUACAUCUGUCGAGUGUUUACUGAACGACUUUCAGCAAACACAACUGUUAUACUGGAACAACUUGGUUUCUCUGGUUUACACAUAUUUGUGUUGCUUCUCUGUAUUGCUGCAAGUGGAUCUGCUGUUAUAAUUAGCUGUCUCAUCUACUGGAAAGACACCAGCAGAUGUGUACCGGCUCUUAAGGUUUCUCUUGUCAUUUGUCCAAACAUUUGUAUGUUCAUUGCUUUCAUCAUCUGGGGUGUUACUGAGGGAUCUUUUAAAGAGAGUGUCACAUGCUGUGCUCUUUAUAUUCUGAGACCUGUAACAUUGUUUUGGGCUGUCCCCGAUUUAGAUGAUCUUCAAGACCGCACUAAACCAUGGAUUACAUUUUCAACUAUAUCAAGUGAAUUUGCUGCAUUAACAGUCAUAGUUUACUCAGUUCUCUUUACAUAUGCCUGGAAACGGACUGAAAAUUUUAUACAAAAGGGUGCUUCAGUUUUACUAGGAAUAUGUUUUGGAUUACUGCUACUGUUGUGUCUGUGCAUUUUCGCUGGAGGAUUUUGUGGAAUUAAACAAACAAAGAACAUAUUUAUUAUGUUUUUGCUCCUCACACAAUUUUUAUUUUUGCUGAUUUUAUUUAAUGUUCCGAGUCCAGAUUUGAUGGAUUUGACCUGUGUUGUGUUUGUGGCAGUUUUGCUUAUCCUGGUGGUCUAUGAAGACAAAGGGCAUGUCCAUCUGCACAAUAGAUUUGUGCUCAUAUUUGGAGCGGUUGGUAUCAUUUUGUUGAACACUGCUACACUGGCAGCAGAACUGUUUCUAAAAAAACGAAAUGGUGAGCGUGCAUUGGGAGAUCUCAGAGUCAUUGUCUUUCCAUCAGAAUGUGCUUUUAUCUUAUGCUGGCUGUUGUUUUCAACAUAUGCUUGGUGUCGUGGAACUGAAUCUGUUCGCAAUACAAGGACGCAAGGACAACAAUUAUCAAGGAACACACAGACGAGUCAUGAACUGAACUAAUUGUCAGCACCUGCUCCCUAGAGUUGUAGACAUGGUAAUAAGAACAGACUCAGGUUUAUGUAAGCUGUGCCAGGUUUGGAGUGCUAUGACUGCAGAUGGAUGAAUCUCUCCUGAUGCUCCUAUUUUGGCCUUCUAAGUCUUUAAUGUUUUGUAUUUCUCGCAUGCCUUUCUCACCAAACUUUUGUGCUGGGUAAAUUAUAUACAAUACAUUUUAGGUCUGCUCUAUAAAAUAGACUUAUUGAAUAAUGCCACUGUAUGUAAAUUAAAGGUUAUGCCUUUUUAUAUUAUUAUUUUUACAGUACUACAACACUCUAAAAAUGUCUGGGUUAUUUCUAACCCAUAAUGGGUCAAUAUUGGACAGAACACACCGCUGGUUUAAAAUUGACCCAAUGCUGGGUUGUUUUAACCCAACUGCUGGGUUAUUAUACCCCAUGGUUGCAUAACAACCCAACAUUGAGGCAUUUUUAACCCAGCAUGUGUUCUGUGCAAUAUUUACCCAUUAUGGGUCAGAAAUAACUGCUAUUUAGAAAAUGAUUUUUUUUAUUGUAUUGUGGAUUUAACUACUGUGUUUAUCAGAGAUAAAGUACACUCUAAAAUGCUUGGUAAAUAUUGAACAGAACCAAUGACUGGGUUAACCAAUGAUAAAAUUCCCUGUUUUAGCCCAUUAUUGGGAUACAAAAAAUGCCUGUUCAUUUAACACCCAUACUGGAAAUAAAUAGCUAAAUGCUUAUGCUGGUUUUAGCUGGUCUGCCAGGUUUGAGCUGGUGUAGCAAGCUGAUCUAUGCGUUUUGGUAACUCUUUAAGCUGGUCAAGCUGAACUUAGCUGUCACUCAGCUGACCCACCACCUUUGCCAGGCUGGGAGGACAAGCUUAAACCUGCUAUCACCACCUUAAACCAGCAUAUGCUUUACUGUACAGCUAGAAUGUUAAUUUUUUGACCAAUAUAAACCCCUUUAUUUUUUAUUAUAUUUCCUUACGGAUGAGCUAAUAAAAUAUAUAAAAUCUG